CGGGCGCGGCGGGGACGCAUCUGCCUCGGCCUCCGCCUCCGCCGCCGCCGCGAACAAAGAGGAGGAGCCGGGCGCGAGAGCAAAGUCUGAAAUGGAUGUUACAUGAAUCACUUUAAGGGCUACAUUCAGCUAUGAACGUUUUGAAGCGUUUUACUCACUAAAUAGAUCAAGAUGGAUGAAUCUGCCCUGUUGGAUCUCUUGGAGUGUCCUGUGUGUCUAGAACGCCUGGAUGCUUCUGCCAAGGUCUUACCUUGCCAGCAUACAUUCUGCAAGCGGUGUUUGCUGGGGAUCGUGGGUUCCCGGAAUGAACUCCGAUGUCCCGAGUGCAGGACUCUCGUUGGCUCUGGUGUGGAAGAGCUUCCCAGUAACAUCCUACUGGUCAGACUUCUGGAUGGCAUCAAACAGAGGCCUUGGAAACCUGGCCCUGGUGGCAGCAAUGGGGCCAACUGCACAAAUGUGUUAAGGGCUCAGGGCAGCACUGUGGCUAAUUGUAAUGCAAAAGAUCUGCAGAGCUCCCAGGGAGGACAGCAGCCUCGGGUGCAAGCCUGGAGCCCCCCAGUGAGGGGUAUACCUCAGUUACCAUGUGCCAAAGCAUUAUAUAACUACGAAGGAAAAGAACCCGGAGACCUUAAGUUCAGCAAAGGUGACAUCAUCAUUUUGCGAAGACAAGUGGAUGAAAAUUGGUACCAUGGGGAAGUCAAUGGUGUCCAUGGCUUUUUCCCCACCAACUUUGUGCAGAUUAUUAAGCCAUUACCUCAGCCCCCGCCUCAGUGCAAAGCACUUUACGACUUUGAAGUGAAAGACAAGGAAGCAGAUAAAGAUUGCCUUCCAUUCGCCAAGGAUGACGUCCUGACUGUGAUCCGCAGAGUGGACGAGAACUGGGCUGAGGGGAUGCUGGCAGACAAAAUAGGAAUAUUUCCCAUUUCCUAUGUUGAGUUUAACUCGGCCGCCAAGCUGCUCAUAGAGUGGGAUAAGCCUCCGGGGCCAGCGGCCGAUGCUGUAGAAUGUACGGCCGCAGCAGCCCCCAGCAGCACUGCCCCCAAGCACCCCGACACCAAGAAGAACACCAGAAAGCGGCACUCCUUCACCUCCCUCACCAUGGCCAACAAGUCCUCCCAGGCGUCCCAGAACCGCCACUCCAUGGAGAUCAGCCCCCCGGUUCUCAUCAGCUCCAGCAACCCCACGGCCGCGGCGCGCAUCAGCGAGCUGUCCGGGCUCUCCUGCAGCGCCCCUUCUCAGGUUCACAUAAGCACCACCGGGUUAAUUGUAACCCCGCCCCCAAGCAGCCCAGUGACAACUGGCCCGUCAUUCACAUUCCCAUCAGAUGUUCCCUACCAGGCUGCCCUUGGAACUAUGAAUCCUCCUCUUCCCCCACCUCCUCUCUUGGCUGCCACUGUCCUUGCCUCAACACCAUCAGGAGCUACUGCUGCUGCUGCUGGAAUGGGACCCAGGCCCGUGGUUGGACCCACUGACCAGGUCACACAUUUACGGCCUCAGACUCGCCCCAGUGUGUAUGUUGCUAUAUAUCCAUACACUCCCCGCAAGGACGAUGAGCUGGAGCUGAGAAAAGGGGAGAUGUUUUUGGUGUUUGAGCGUUGUCAGGAUGGCUGGUUCAAAGGGACCUCGAUGCAUACCAGCAAGAUUGGGGUUUUCCCUGGAAAUUACGUGGCACCAGUCACAAGGGCGGGGACAAAUGCUUCCCAAGCUAAAGUCCCUGUAUCUACUGUGGACAAGACAAAUCGGGGCGUGCCCAUGGUCAGCCCUUCUACUGCAGGAGGGCCUGUCCAGAAGCUCCAAGGAAACGGCGUGGCUGGGAGUCCUGGCGUCGUCCCUACGGCCGUGGUGUCAGCAGCUCACAUCCAGACAAGUCCUCAGACAAAGGUCCUGUUACACAUGACAGGACAAAUGACAGUUAACCAGGCCCGCAAUGCUGUGAGGACAGUUGCAGCACAUAACCAAGAACGCCCCACGGCAGCAGUGACACCCAUCCAGGUACAGAAUGCCUCCUGCCUUGGAACCACGUCUGUGGGCCUGUCCCAUCAUGCCAUGUCCUCUCCACAACCUCUGCCCCCAAUGGCAGGCUCUGUUGCCCACGUUGCUGCUGUCAGUAUAAGUCGAGCCAACGCCCCUCUGGCCUGUGCUGCAGCCACUUCGCUCACCUCCGUGAGCGCCACAGCCUCUCUGGAGCCCGAGCCCAGUGGCCGGACAGUGACCCUCCUCCCUGGACUUCCCGUGUCUCCUGACAGCGCCGCAUCAGCUUGUGGAAACAGCUCGGCGACCAGACCAGACAAAGACAGUAAAAAAGAGAAAAAGGGGUUGCUGAAGUUGCUUUCUGGCGCCUCCACCAAGCGGAAACCCCGAGUGUCCCCUCCAGCGUCUCCCACCCUGGAAGUGGAGCUGGGUGGGAGCGAGUUGCCGCUGCAGGGAGCUGUGGGUCCUGAGCUGCCGCUAGGGGGCGGCCACGGCCGGGCGGGCUCCUGCCCCACAGAAGGGGAUGGUGCAGUCGCCCCCGGGGCUGCAGGGGCGUCCUUAGCCCAGGAUGCUUUCCAUCGGAAGACGAGCUCCCUGGACUCAGCUGUACCCAUUGCUCCACCGCCUCGUCAGGCCUGCUCCUCCCUGGGCCCAGUCAUGAAUGAGGCUAGACCUGUGGUUUGUGAAAGGCACAGGGUAGUGGUUUCAUAUCCUCCUCAGAGUGAGGCAGAACUUGAACUUAAAGAAGGAGAUAUUGUGUUUGUUCAUAAAAAACGUGAGGACGGCUGGUUCAAAGGCACAUUACAACGUAAUGGAAAAACUGGCCUUUUCCCAGGAAGCUUUGUGGAAAACAUCUGAGGAGACUAACACCAAGAAAGCUGCACUCACAUCCUGCACCAAAAUAGCACAAGAUGAUUUCAUGGCAAGAGAACAUCUGUGGACUCGCAGAGGGUCAGGGCCUGAGCAGGGGAUGGGUGUGGGCUCCAGAGCCCCAGCUUGCUCAUCCCAGCAACACAGUGAAGAAGGAGACUGGCUUUCGUCAUCUGGGCUCUGGUGUGUUAGGUGUGCCUUGUACUGUCUGAUGUACUUCACAGAGAAAUCUUUUUUUAUAUAUAAGGAUGUGUAAUUAAAAUGGACAAUUGUUUACAAGGCUGAACUAAUUUAUUUGCUUUUUUUAAACUUGAACUUUUCUUGUAAUAGAUAAAUUCUUUGAACUAUGAUUUUUGAGAAAUUAUUAAUUUAUGAAAUGAUAGCUAAGGAGAAGCUGGGUUGUCUCCUGUUGAGAGCAAGAGAUGCUUUGGGACAUAGUAUGCAUCUUCCCCUCCAUCCCUGCCACUGUAUUUUGCUUCUUUUUGAUGGAAAUGCCAGCUCGUUCAUUUGGGUUUCCUUCUUGGGAAACCAAAUAUGCAACUGACUUGGUAUCACUAAAAGCCUGGAAUAGAAUGACAAAAUUUCAGAGAAGAGUUAGUGGUUCCCUGUCUUUUUAGUUUGAUUAGAAAUCAACCAGUAGACCUAGACCUUUAAUUUUCCUAGAAUGAAGUCAGUGAUAAGGGGGGUAAAAAGCACAACCAUGACUAGAAAUUAGUGAAAAAUAUAUUUUGUUAAAAAUUUUUUUAAACAGAAACAGCUCAAUUUGUUGCUUGGGAAAUACGUGGAAUUAAAGUUGUACCCACUGUCUUGAGAAUGACCCUGAAAUGUAAUUUUCUUUAUACCCCAAGUGAUCUGCAUGCCCAGGACAGUAAAAUAUUUGUGAGAUAGUGGUGGUAAGAAGUGAGCUUGUGUUCAAGUCAAAGGAUGUAAGCAACACUGUGAAGAGUUUAUAUUCAUCCAUUGUGUUCCUUCUCCACCAUCUCAAAAUGCACGUGUUACUGGAUCACACAGUCAUAGAGACGGUGCAUGUGUGUGUACUUCAAUGCAGUUUCCUGUGGAGGUUAGCUUACACUCAGAACUGACCAGUGCAGGAAGUGUAAAAUACACUAUGUUCUCUUCUCCACCCCAACACCACUACUGACCAGGGUCUCUCCAGGGUUUGUGCUUCCUCUCUGGUGAAGGCGUACUUUGGCCACCACACACGUGAUUAGUAAAAAUGUUCCAAGUAUGUCCUCCAAGCAAAAGACUUGAUCCUGGCAACUUGCUCCUGUGACUGUCAACUAAAGCUCCGCAAGGCUUGCUGGGAGUGAUUAUGCCCAUACCUUGCCAUUGUGACAGGAUCCAGCUGAGCCUAUCUUUUUAUAUCCAUUCUUUGAUGUCAGUGGCAUCUUCUAAGAUUUCAUUCCUAUGCCACACAAUGGUGGGUCUGGGUAGUCCAGUCAACAAAAGGGAGGGAAGACAGCCUGGUAGUGAAUGAGACUGUUACACGAUUUUCUCAUGGGAAAUAAAUAAAGAAGUAAACAAACAAAAAGGAGGGGAAACAGCUGGGAAAUAUAAACAUGAACUGAAAAAUCUUGCAAUAGCAAGAGUACUCAUCGUCUUAAAAAGAUCUGUAAUGUGCUUGAAAACAAAAUCAUUCCUAAGUUAAUCAUCUUUUUAUAAAACACUGUACAUUAUGUUCCUGUGUGUUGAAUUUUUUUUAAAAAAAACUUUACUUGGAUAUUCAUGUAAUAUAUAAAGGUUUGGUGAAAUGAACUUUAGUUAGAAAAAAAGCUGGUACCAGCUUUCAUCUGUGCAAGUUGACACCAAUGUGUCAUAAUAUUCUUUAUUUUGGGAAAUUGGUGUAUUUUAUAAAAAUUUUAAAAGGCAAAAAGACUACUACAAGUUAAGAUAAUUUUUUUACCUGUCUUUUCUCCAUAUUUUAAGCUAUGUGAUUGAAGUACCCUGUUAAUAGUUUUCCUGGUAUAAAGUUGGUUAAAAAUUCAUUUGUUAAAUAGAUCAUUAGGUAAUAUAAUGUAUGGGUUUUCUAUUGGUUUUUUGGAGACUGUAGAUGGAUUUUGUAACAAGGGCUUGUUACAUAGUGAUGGUAAUGAUAAAAUUAUAAUUUAUCAUUCCUUUUCAUUGUUAAUUUUGAGGACUGGAUAAAAAAGAUUUCAAGAUUAAAAUUUGAUGUUCAACCUUU
This is a messenger RNA of Jaculus jaculus (lesser Egyptian jerboa), 5023 nucleotides long. RefSeq names its product SH3 domain containing ring finger 1 (gene Sh3rf1). The record is from RefSeq and is a predicted model, not a curated record. Lineage: Eukaryota; Metazoa; Chordata; Mammalia; Rodentia; Dipodidae. The coding region runs from base 172 to 2829 and encodes 885 amino acids. The transcript is spliced from 12 exons. Gene Ontology annotation, molecular function: protein binding.